Molecule: messenger RNA, 5320 nt
Organism: Silurus meridionalis
Lineage: Eukaryota; Metazoa; Chordata; Actinopteri; Siluriformes; Siluridae
Gene: otud4
Product: OTU deubiquitinase 4
Biological process (GO): regulation of protein K48-linked deubiquitination; negative regulation of interleukin-1-mediated signaling pathway; protein deubiquitination
Molecular function (GO): cysteine-type deubiquitinase activity; K63-linked deubiquitinase activity
Source: RefSeq, a predicted model, not a curated record
AACGAAACUAACUCCUUGAUCACAGUGGGUGUGUACGCGCGCGCGUGUAUGUGUGUAUGUGCGCGUGCACGCGUCUGCUUUAUAUGUUCAAUAUGUAGGUGAUAAACGGUCAAGUUUCCAGGACAAUCAGACACUUUUUUGUGCAGUUGUCUCGUCAUGGAGAGUGGCGCAGGAGCAAACACGCAGCAGGGCGAGGAGAAGCGUGUGGAGCAACUCAUGGACGAGUACCUGAAAGCGAACGGACUCUACCGCAAGAAGAUAGCCAAGGACGGCUCGUGUUUAUUCCGAGCCGUGGCUGAGCAGGUGCUGCACAGUCAGGGUCUACACACCAGGGUCCGCACGGAGUGUGUGAAAUACCUCAGACAGAAACGAGACCUGUACGAGUCGUUCAUCGAAGGUGAUUUUGAGGAAUACCUGCAAAUGCUUCAGGAUCCUCAGAGCUGGGUUGGACAAGUGGAAAUAAGUGCUUUGUCUGUUCUUUAUAAGCAUGAUUUUAUCAUCUAUCAGAUCCCUGGAGAACCUCCUGUGAACAUCACGGAGAACAGCUACCCUGAUAAGGUGCUUCUCUGCUUCCUCAACGAUAACCAUUACGACAGCGUUUAUCCGAUAUCUUCUAUCAAAAAUGCUGCUGUGUGCCAGUCAAUCCUGUAUGAGCUGUUGUACGAGCGUGUGUACGGUGUGGAGCGCAAUGUGUUAGCGCCAAGCCUGCGGGGGUCUAAAACAAAUAACGAGAACAUCGAGGCAGUGGAGCGUGAGAGCAGCGGAGACUCUGACCAGGAUGAGGGAGAGGAUCCCUGGUCUGUGUCCAGUGAAGCUACAGCAAGGACGGCUGGUGUGAGCAACAGGACAUCUUAUAAGGGUCGUGGGCGGGGCCAAACCAGAGGAGUAGGGCGUGGCCGCCUGCCUCGUGCGGUGCAGGAUUCUCUAAACCCCUCCUGCUUGAGGAAUGUGCAGUAUAAUGUGUGGUUGCGCUCAAAACGAGUUCAGCAGAGGAGGGAUUUCUGCAUGGCAGCCGGGAUGCAUUACAAGGCUGGAGACAAGUGCCAGGUGCGGUUGAAUAACACCGACCGCUUCUACAGUGCAUACAUUCAGGACGUCAGCCCUGACGACGGACCCGUCACCGUCUUUAUAGAGGAGCUUGGACAGAAAUACAACGUUCCAUUGUGGAAUCUACGUACUCCUUCAGAAGACGCCUGGUCUACAGUGACGGAGAAAAACAAAAGACACACUGCAUCCAGCAGCAGCAACGGUCCCACAGAGCAUGACACCAAACCUGGGAAGAAGCCCAUGAGGUCCAUGUCACAUGGUCCAUCAGCAGCAUCCCAAGGCUCUGCUCCUGGCACUCGCAUCCAGCAGCAGCAUUCUUGGCCUUCACAUUCCACAGUAGAACCACAAGGAAAGAACGGUAGUAGCAGGAGGAGUGACCAGGGUGCAGGUGGGUUAUGUGCCUCACCUGUAAGGGAAAACGAAGACGUGCUGCUGGAGCUCCUGAACAAAGACGAGGAGAAUUUUCCGACUCUCGAAGCCAGUGCACAGGCUGCUAGUGUUGAGGGGAGUAGAAGAGCUGAGAAGAAAGGCUCCCGAAAGAAAGUCAGCACAGAUACCAAAGAGCAAUUUCCGAACCCUAUUCCCAAACCGGAAAAAGAAGAACAGGUGAAGAAAGGUUCAGUGGAUCAAGACCAAAGAACAUCUCCUUCCUCUAAAGAGAAACAAAACCCUAACAAACCACCUUCUAACUUACCUAGCCCUUCAGCUUCAAAAUCUACAAAAGCUUCCCUGCUGUCCACAACAGCACCUGCUCGAGUUCCUUACAAACCCUUUUCAUCGCUACCUGCUUGCAUUCUCCCCAGCCAGUCUCAAACUGCCCCCGUUUCAUCUGCAAGAUCUCAGAAUUCUGUCCAGACUACCCCCAAGUUAUCUCCAACUGCUCCUGCUCCAUCUACAAGUUUCCCAGAUUCUUUGCAGAUUACCUCCACCAAGUCUGAGAUUGCCCCAACUUUACCUACAAAACCCCAGGAUUCGUUCCAGACUACCCCCAUGCAGUCUUCAACUGCCUCUGUUCCAUCGAUAAAACCCCAGGAUUCGUUCCAGACUACCCCCAUGCAGUCUUCAAAACCCCAGGAUUCGUUCCAGACUACCCCCAUGCAGUCUUCAAAACCCCAGGAUUCGUUCCAGACUACCCCCAUGCAAUCUUCAAAACCCCAGGAUCUGUUCCAGACUACCCCAUGCAGUCUUCAAAACCCCAGGAUUCGUUCCAGACUACCCCCAUGCAGUCUUCAAAACCCCAGGAUUCGUUCCAGACUACCCCCAUGCAGUCUUCAACUGAUCGUGCUCCAUCAACAAAACCCCAGGAUUCGUUCCAGACUACCCAUGCAGUCUUCAACUGAUACUGCUUCAUCUACAAGACCCAUAGUUUUGUUAGAGAAUACCUCCUCAGUAUCUUCUCAGUGUUCCACCACUCAGUGUCUAACUGGGCCUAAGCCUAUCCCUGUUACAACAGUCUCAUCACCCAGGAACUCCCCCCGUGACACAGAUUCGACUUUCGUAGUAACAACCGCUGUGUCCUUGACCCCAGAAGCUGUUACCACCCUUAUUGCUUCUCAAACAACCACAACCACAGCUCCAUCUGACCCUGUACCUACCCCAUUAUCUCACCUCUUGAUCUCUCAGACUGCUUCUGAACCUUCUCAUGCCCUUUCCCAAAGUACCUCAGCAACCCCCCAGGACCCUGUCCUCACAUCUAAAAUUACUUUUGCUGCUGCAGUGCCUUGUUCAACAGAUGCUCCUGCUGCCUUAAAAACCCCUGAAUCAGCUGCUGUACCUGCUCAACCAGCUCUUUCUCCUGGCCCUCCCUACCCUGUUGGGUUUGGUCAUCUACCUUAUCCACCCUACCCCCCUUAUCCAGCUGCCAUGCCAUCUUUAUCGCCAAACAUACCUGCCCCCAUGCCAGAUCCUUGUCUUCCUCCUGCUGUCCCAACUCCACCUUACUCUCAUGCUACAGAGUCUUACUUGUAUGAACAUACGGUCUCACCUGUUGCAGCAAGUGCUGGAGGUGCCUUAGUGUCUGAUCCCCCACCAGAGUCCUCCAUCACUUUUGAGCAGCUUUGCCAGGAAAGGCUUUAUCCUGGUUUUCCCCAGAACGAGAAAGGUGAACCUGUCCAGACCCCACUGUUCUCUGACCACAAAUCUGGAAAAGAUCUGCCAAAUGAUACAAGCGUCCUACGAUUCUUCUUCAACCUCGGAGUUAAGGCCUACAUGUAUCAGAUGUUGCCCCCGCUCACUUACCUGGCACCACUAGUCCAGGCCUACCAACACACGCCACUUAACAUCUCUCCUUCGCCUGGAUCAUGGCAACCAGAAAACAACUCUAGACCAAUUUACUCUUCCCCUAACCCUUCCCCUGCCAGGCCUGCUCAUUUUGACGUAAGAGGUGUUCCUUCGUCGAUGGACGUUGGGGUGUUCGGUCAUCCUUCUUUGCCUAUGCAGAUGUCGUUGCCUGUUGUCUCUCAUCCCACUGUAUACGCAGGUAUGUGUUCAGUGCCCCCUGCUGGUCCAUCACUGCAAUAUUCCGCCCCUCAGCAUCACUCUGUGCCACCACCUGGACUUUACGGUAUGGAAAUGCACAGGCCAACGGUGCCACCAAUAAUGGAAGGAGGUCAGGGAGUUCAUAGUUCUAUGACUGCACAACUGGAGAAAGCAUUUUGGGCAGGUCAAAACCAGCAUCAUUUAGAAGGUGGAGACAUCAAACCAGGGGGUGUUCCUGUGACUGUAGAGAUGCACAGCAGUGGAGCUCAAGUGGCGGUUGGAGGGCAGAGUAAAGGGGUGGAGCCGACAUUGCUGGCCAAUGGAAACAGACAAGAGAUAAGUGUUGGAUUCAUAGGACCGCCGUUAGAAGGAUGGAAGACGGAGUUCGGUACUGAUCCCAAAACUGUGCGGAGCUACCAGAGUCCGUCGUACAGAUCCGGAGGUAGGCACGGCCAGAACGACCGAGGAGGAUACAGGGGGCGUGGCACACGUGAAAGGAGAGAGAAUACAGGUUGGGUAAGACACGAUGGCCAAAUGCUCUACCACAGAGGAUCCGGUGGUAGAAGCAGGGGGCGGGGCUACACUAACACCAGAGCCACAGGGUACCCAGGUGGCCAUUGUGCACCAGAAAGCUGACAGUCGCUCGUUUUUCUUUUGCUACCGAUUCUUUUGGAAUUUUGUGGUGUGUUUGUUUUUAAAACCUUUUUUUUUUUUUUUUCUUGCUGCUGUGUCUUCUGAGAAAGGCGUUUCCACUAUGUAUUUGUGUAUAUUAAAGCCGUGUGUGAAAGAUCGAGAUGAACUAAUUAUGAACGUAAACAUUCAACCUCAUCGUCUGAGGAUGCGAAUGUGACGAUCGAGACCGCACCCGAAUCUCGUUUACGAGCUUUCGUUUACUGGACGCUUGAAACUUGACUUGCUUUCGUGGCCUUUUGGAAUCAAAUGAAUCAUAUCAAAGAAAAUGGCGUCACUUCAUGACCCUGCUUUUGGCUACAGAUACGUAUACUGUACAUGUGGUGUUUUUUGUGUGUGUUCUUAUGAAAUCUGAAUUACUCAGUCCUUCACCUCUAAAUAGCGUCGUUCACAAUGUUUUAUGUUUUGCUUCCUGAAUCCUGCUUUUAGAUUCAGAAACGGCUCGAGCUGGAGCACUGUGUUUAUUAUUAUAUAGGAAAAGAUCAGCAUUUGCACAUCAUCCCCACUGUAACCCACCAGGAGCCACAUUCCAAAAUCUACAGUGUAAAUAUGCAAAGUUGUAGUUAAUUAGUAAAAAUCUCACAAAUUCACGUCCAUCAGAACGUCUUAUGUACAAACAUGCAACCCGAACCCUGUAGCUGAACACUGGAAUGUUACGAUGGGCGAUUGUGUAGAUCUACCAGCUUUUUGCCAACGGUGAUGUGGUGUAAAGCGAUUCUUUUUGCCCUGAUUACGCUUAAACACGUACGAAUCGAGUUUACGAUUGAAUGAUUUUUGUUUUUGUGUGAAUUUCUAUGCUGUUGUCUGUACGAUUCAUAUCUUCCACCUUACGAUGCACUUUCUCAUCCGACUGUGUUUUCGGAUCAGGAGACAGAUUUGUGUGAAUUAACGACCGCAAGGCUCCGUGUUUUACCUGCUGAACGGUGGACGUUGCGUCGGUUCUCGUGUAGUGCCUUAAGACUUUAUUUGGCGUUAGUUUCUGCACUUGUGCCUUCUGAAGAAUGCGUUUUAUAUCGAGUGCCGGUAUUUAUCACAACCAAAGAUGCAAAUGGAUGCAAAUUUUUUUUUAUAGAAAACGUUAAUAAAGAGAUGUCUGUUUCUCUCA